AACAAAGAGUAGCAUUCGAGUAGCGUCCUCUUGUUCCGUUCGUAGCGAUGCCAGGAGCCCAGUUCGCACCUUCUUGUUCGUACAAGCGAUGCCCUUUGCUCCUAGUAGCUUCUUGUUCCUAGUAGUAAGGCCAGGAGCCCCUAGUAGCGCCCUUUGCUCCUAGUAGCGAUGCCCUUUGCUCCUAGUACGGCCAGGAGCCCCGUUCGUAGCGUCGGAGCACUUCUUUUUCGGUGUAGACGUGAUUUCCGGUUCAGCCUGUAGGAAUGAUCAAGUAGUGACGUCAAAGACCUGCGGUGGGAUCUGUAAAGGGUAGGUUUGAUUUACUUGUAAGAUCUGUAAAUGUGUAGGGUAGAUGGUAGAUCUUCUUUGGUCCUUACAUUUUGUUUCGAGGUGUCCAAGCAGGACGUGGAGCGUGCCGACAGAGCCCAGAAGGUUUACCUUGCAUUUGACAGCUCAUAGCAAGUCAAAUCAAUGCAUGUGCUGAACCUGAACCUGGGCAGAUCAGUUUGGCCUUGCAAGAAUUGGAGGUAGAGAGGAAGCAAAUGGAUGCAUACCACCAGGAGCUGGAGGAGGAGACGGAGGUCGCCCGGAAGCUACAAGCCUUGUGCGCUGACAUGGAGGCGAACCUGGACCUCCAGCCAGCUGAGGAGCUUCGCUUUGCGCUCGUGAAGGAAGAGGCCCUCUUGGCUACUGCCGAAGAACGGUUGUCCACGGUGCUCGCCAAGCCAAAUCCUGCGAAGGCUUCCCGCCGGGAGACCUUUCUUCGGGGUGCCGAAGAAAUCACGCAGGAGUCUGUGAGGCAGGCACAGGUUCUAGCAUCCAGAGCAGAGCGACACCUGGAGGAUGCCUUUUGCCGUGCUUGUGCCACUGCUGCGUCCACAAAGGCACUUUCCAGUGUGCGAGUGCGAAGCCGCAAUGCUUGGGACUCUGAGGUUGCCCGACUUAUUGAGACUUUGCAAGAGGUCGAAGACAUCAGUGCACAGCUGCUGGAGCAUCAAAGAGAUGCCAAAGAGGUGGCUGUGCUUCGACAUUCAGUGAGUUCGGAGCUCCAUGCGGGCUUUUUGCCUUUGAAGCGAGAACCCCGCGAGGCACUAUCCUCUGAGCUGGAAGGUCAUGCAAGCAAACUUUGGCGGGAUAAAGCACCGCUUGACUUGAUGACUUGAGCGGCUUGUCCACACAAUCCACACACACACAUACUUGCAAGGUUUGAGUAGUUGCAUUUUGUCUUUUGUAAUUUCCGCCGCCUCAAGCUAGAACAGCCUCCAUCAGAAC
Messenger RNA from Durusdinium trenchii, 1272 nucleotides. Lineage: Eukaryota; Dinophyceae; Suessiales; Symbiodiniaceae. The record is from the annotation of a GenBank genome assembly.